Molecule: messenger RNA, 1983 nt
Organism: Miscanthus lutarioriparius
Lineage: Eukaryota; Viridiplantae; Streptophyta; Magnoliopsida; Poales; Poaceae
Source: the annotation of a GenBank genome assembly
AUGGCGGAGAGGCAGGAGGUCUCCGGCGGCGGUGCGGCGGCACCGAUGUGCGCCAACAGCUGCGGGUUCUUCGGGAGCGCGGCGACCAGCAACUUCUGCUCCAAGUGCUACAAGGAGCACCUGACCAAGACCGCCGACGCCGUCGUUGCCAUCGACGAGAAGAAGAUCGAGGCCGCCAAGGCUGCUGCUCGCGUGCCCGAGCAGAUGGGUGGUCAACAAGAUCCUGACGCCACCGCUGCCGCUGCAGUGGCCACGGCCACGCCGGUUGCUCGAGCGCCGACAGGGAAGGAGAACGCGAACGGUGGCCCCUUGGAGACGCUGAAGCAGGAACUGGAAGCAUCCGGCCGCCGCGGCCUCAUCGAGUGCGCGAACGCGUGCGGUUACUUCGGGUACCCAGCGACCAACAACCUGUGCACCCUCUGCUACAGGGACUUCCUCAAAAGCGUUCACUCCGCCCCUGCCGUGGCGGACAAGGUCGUCCUCGCUGCCGAGCAGCCGGAGGCCCAGAGCUCCACUGCAACUUCCAGUACUGCACCGGCGGUGAAGGCGGCGCCGAACAGGCUUCAGCUCCGAGGAGCGGUUGCCAAAUUCCUUAUCCCGCGUGGGCGUGGCAUCCACAAAGUCCCACGGUUUGUUUCAAUGGCUUCGCCGCCGUGUCUCCUCUUCCGCCCCCGGCCGCCGCUAUGCAGCUGCCGCCGCCGCAGCAGGUCCCCCUACCUCCUUCUUUCCAAGCAGAGCCUGCACCGACUUCCCUCACCAAGAACAUGCCGCCGUCCAGUGGUGGCGGCAGUGGCAGAGCAGCUCGUACCGCGGCCGCCCGGUACCGGCCGGCGGAUGGGGGCGACUGAAUUCGCCUGCCACUGUUCCUACGACACCGAGAACGGACUGCCCACGCCUUCACCGGAUAAGGGAAAAAGCUUGGAUGAGUGGCCAGUCCUUCGCCGGUGGGAUGUUCCAUGGGAGUGGCCAACGAUUUCCCUCACCAUGGUGGCAUGUGCAGUAAGCUUUCUUUUGACAGGGAUGGUUGAGCAAUCUAUUUUGGAGCAACUAGGUUUUCAAGCUGGGGAGACAACUCUAGAUGAGAAGGCAGAAAUACUCUUCUUGGGACAACUUAGCACGACAGUAGUUGUACUUGGAGUUAUAUUUGGCAUCACCAGUACAUUUCGACCAUUCUCAGAUGAUAUAUUUCGCUAUGAAUUCAAGGAACCACUUAAGCUGCAAAACGGUUGGCUUCUGUGGUCUGAAAUCGGCCUAUUUGUUGCAAUAGUUGCUAUUGCUUUAGCAGGUGCUGUAAUGACAUUUUCUGAAUGGAAGGUGAGGCCAGGGAUGGGGAGCACCGGCCGGCAGGGGAGGAGCCGGACCUCGUGCGGCCCGACCUGGGACUUCGCGCAGCCGGAAGGGGAAGAGCUCGCGCCGGCCAUGGGGAAGGAGCUCGCGCUGGCCAUGGGAAGAGCUCGCACCGGGCAAGGGGAAGGAGCUCGCGCGCCGCCGGACAUGUGGAAGGAGCUCAGCGCCACACUGGAAGGACCUCAUGGCCACUGGAAGGAGAGAAGUCGUACCCGUGCGCGCCGCCGGGAAGAAGCAGCGGCCGGUGAGGGGGCAGAGGCCCGCACGCCGCCGGAGAGGGGAGGAGCCGGACCUUGCGCAGCCGGAUCUGGGACCUCGCGUGGCCGCACUGCUUGUUUGCUGGGCAUCACUGGGAUUUUGGCACCCAUUCUGGAGGAAACUGUGUUUCGAGGAUUUCUUAUGGUAUCCUUGACUAUGUGGUUCUCUGCUGCAAUGUUUGCCUUUGCUCAUCUUACACCAGGAGAAUUCCCACAGCUUUUUGUGCUUGGUGUUGUCUUAGGAUUUUCAUAUGCUCAAACUCGCAAUCUUCUAACUCCUAUUGCCAUACAUGCUGUCUGGAACUCUGGAGUAAUAUUGUUGCUAACCUUUCUUCAUAUGCAAGGGUAUGAUAUCAGGGAGCUUUUGCAGGCAUCUUGA